Molecule: messenger RNA, 3461 nt
Organism: Branchiostoma floridae (Florida lancelet)
Lineage: Eukaryota; Metazoa; Chordata; Leptocardii; Amphioxiformes; Branchiostomatidae
Product: verprolin-like
Exons: 1
Coding region: 1349-2560 (403 amino acids)
Molecular function (GO): nucleic acid binding; zinc ion binding
Source: RefSeq, a predicted model, not a curated record
CCCGGCGACCGACAUUGAAUUUCGCAUAUGUAAAUCUUUCUCCGUGUUCAAAGCGUUGUUUCAUCGGCACGUCCUUUGUCCUUCAUUGAUACCUACCUGGUAACUCCUUUGUCGACCGUCACCGCCAAAUUUCCAUGUAUUAGCACUUUCAUGCCAGUCAAGAAGUCCAUUUUUUUCGGCGCCGAAACUUAUCCCUUGAAAAGCAUUGUUUUCUUUGAUAUUGCCGAUAGGUCUGGACAGGGUUUUGUUAUGCUAUAAGGUUUUGUUAUGUUCCUCCGCCGACUUUGACGUGUUUUCUUUUAGCGCCAUAACUCAAUACGUUCGCACCUUGUCAUUGUAUCCAACGUCACGUAACCUGUCUCCUGAUGCAUGCCAAUCUCCCCCAUCCUCCGAAUUUUUAGGUCUCCCGUCGUUGUAUUGCCCAACUAUGCACAUGUUUGUUCUCGGUAAUGCUGAUUGCAACGCUGCGGUUUUGACAUGUUUGGAUGUGGGGAUGGCAAAAUGUUCUUGUCGUUGAUUAAACCAUUUCCUUGAUUUGUGGACAAUUCGUUCGAUAAGUGUUGGUUUUAGUCUGGAAGUUCUGUUUUGAUUAGUGUAUUUUCGCUUGUAUACUUUGCUAGGAUUAUUUGUGGUUGUGAAAAGGUCAGGUGUAGAACUUUUUCUUGUCCUGUUUAAACUUGUCGUGUUCCGUUUACUUGGUGCUAGAUUUUGCUGUCGAUUUUGGAGAUUUCAUAACGGAUACGGAUGGUUUAAUUUACAUAAAUUGUUUUGUGAUUAUACAUGGCGUGUACCUUGAUUGUUUUUCUGGGAAGUUGCAUAAUUGAUUGGGUCUCUUGCUGUAGUCAGGGUUAAGAUUUUUUGUUGUUGGCCAGUGAUCAUCUGCUAUUGGGUACAUUUUUGUUAGGUUGCCCUGAUUUCUCGUGUUGUAAGUUUUUUGGAAUUAUUCCACAGGGCAAUGCACGUAAAGGGUUCUGUUUGGUUGCUUGCCUGAUGAGAAAUUGUUUUUCGAAAUCGUUAAACUUUGUUUUUGUGCGUAAAAACAUACACCGUAUCUGAAUCAUUGUUGUCCAGGCCAGGGUCUGUAUGGUUUCAGCUGUAAAGAUCAUUCGUCGUUUGUUUGUUCUGUGUGGCCAUUCCUCCUACAAUUUGAAGUGAUUUUCAGUCUUGUUUCUAAGGAACCAGUGAUUGUGACUGUGGCACAGUUGCCGGGUGUCGUGUAGCGUUUGAAAGCAAGCUAACGUCGGGCGAUCCACUCACGUCUUCUCCUCUUCUUUGAUAAGUUCGGCGUGGUAUAGUUUGUAACUUGGUAUUUUGGUAAUUUUGGUAUUUAGGGUUUGGUAAUUUGGACAUGGGAGGACAGUUUUUUGUUUGGGGUGACCAAGCCUACCCGGAUCAGGGCAUGACAGGGUCUGCGCCUGUGGCCGGAGUAGGGGCACCAACUUGGAAGUCCGUCCCAUUUAGGUUAUUUAGGUACACGCGAGCCGAGGAGGAGAGACUGAAAUGUGUUUGGGUGGAGGCGUUUUGGCGAGUAGCGACAGCAUUGCAGCGCACACUCCAGGAGCAAUUUGUGUUACAAUGUCGUCAGUCUGUCCCUGUUGUGAAGUCCGUCCGUUCGAGAAGGCCGUCGCCGUCAACACGUCCAUGUUUUGUCUGUCACCAGCUAGGCCACUGGAAGUUACAAUGUCCUCUUAGGUAUAGAAAUAGAUCCAGCAAGCAAGGUCACCGGACUCGUUACCAUGACAACAGCGAUUCCCUCCCCAGGCAACAGGACCACGCUCAGCGACUUGCUGACGAUGCUGACAACAUCCCAGGACCUGUAAUCCCCCAAGGACACUGUUCCGCGGGGCCCCCUCCCUCUUCUGUUACAGGUUCACACUUGCCGCCGUCAGUUCCUGGGCGCCACCGGUCACCUGACACUGCGCAGGCGGCACCCAUCCAGUUGCCUGGCCCCGACCCAGCACGUACCCAGGCACCUGUUCCAGAUCCGACACCGGCUCCAGAUCCGACACCUGUUCCAACCCCGACACCUGUUCCUGCUCCGACACCUGUUCCAACUCCGACACCUGUUCCUGCUCCGACACCUGUUCCAACCCCGACACCUGUUCCUGCUCCGACACCUGCUCCGACCGACAUGACAGCGACAACAUCAUCACCCGUCCUUCCGUCCCCGUUACCGCAACGUAUCAACCGGCGUCGUCGUAGACAACCGCGAGACAUGAACAAUUUUAUAUGCUUCCCGGACGCUUAUACCUCCAGUGACAGCAACAGUGAUACAAACCAUGUCCACCCCAACGUAUGCCAGGUCACAAAAAGUCUAGAUGUGGGGCUGACUAGACAGUGUCAUCGUUUGGAUAGGUCGUGUCCCGGGGGGAGAACGGUUCAAUAUAGGUCCCCCUACCCGUCCCUUGGAGCCCUCGGGUUACUACUACCCAUCCCUUGGAGCCCUCGGCUUACUACUUCUGCCAAACAGUUGGAGUCCGGUGAUCCAUUUAAUGACAGCUGUAGUCCGGGCCGUCACCAGCCCACCGAAACCUUCUUGAAAAAAUUCAUGUCAAUUUAGGAGUGGAAAAUUCUUCGUUCCGUUUGAAGUCCCUCGUGUACUCUCGUGGUUUGGGCACCCCCCCUCCCCAGGUUCUAUGUCCCCCACAGGAACGGGAUUUGACCCUCUGCCUGUUCCGUCUCCUCUCUCCAUGUCGUGACUCGCCUCACACAUAGACGGGCAUGGUCAAUUCCCCUGAUGAUUGGUUCCGUAGUGACAUGACCGUAGCGGGGUGUCCUUCCUACAACCACUUCCGACCGGGCUUCCGUACUCAGGUACCUACGGUUUGGCAAGCUUUUUCCUCCUCCUUCGUUUUGGCUACUGAUUGUGUAAAUGCCGGCAAAAAAUUCAGCCUUCCUUGCAUCAUUAAGUGGUCUACUAAAAAAGAGAUUCCACGAAGGCAGUUGUCGUAAUCAUUAGCAGGGCACAUUGCUAGGGAUUAAGGUAGUGGGACCGCCUCGUUCUCUCCUCCGUUGGGACCCGUUUUCCCUUCCGAACGCGUUGGCACUCACUAGUCCCCUCCUCGUCUAACAACCAAGGACCCGCCAAAAAUGUAGUGGGUCCCGAGCAAAAACGCUCCCGAAACGGUUCGACCGGGUUCGACAUGGUUUAUCCUGUCUGUGUGUAUUACUCGGGUACAGAGUCUUGUCUACGUUGAUGUGUGUACAAAAUGCUUUGGAUGAUAUGAUUACUAAUGUUCGGAACUUUGAUGAUGUUACUGUUCAGGAAAGUACUUUGGUAUUAUGGUGCUCCGUUAUUCUGAUACUUCGAUGACCUUAUUGUUUGGGAAAUUGUUUUGGUAUUGUUUGGUAUUUGUUUGGUAUCGAGAUUUUGGAUUUUGUUGUCAUGCCUUCUGUUGCUUUCUAUAUGUAAUGUUGUUUCGAAUUCAUUCUGUAUGGUGCCAUGAUGUAUUUUAUGUGAU